This is a messenger RNA of Mustela erminea (ermine), 2498 nucleotides long. It is a transcript of the gene TENT5D, whose product is annotated as terminal nucleotidyltransferase 5D. Lineage: Eukaryota; Metazoa; Chordata; Mammalia; Carnivora; Mustelidae. The transcript is spliced from 5 exons. Gene Ontology annotation, biological process: mRNA stabilization. The coding region runs from base 454 to 1626 and encodes 390 amino acids. Gene Ontology annotation, molecular function: RNA binding; poly(A) RNA polymerase activity. The record is from RefSeq and is a predicted model, not a curated record.
UCUACUUAACUUUCCGCUCCAACUCUUUCCUCAGAUUACACGCUAACCUUGGCCCCUCCCUUCUGUUCUCAGAGUUUAAGUCCAACGGAUGAAGGAAAAGGAGCUGGUUGAAGAAAACUCUUUAAGAAAAGAAAAAGCAAAAAUAAGAGACUUAUCAGAAAGGUGAAGGCAAGCAACAGUAUCCAUGGUGUUGUGGCAACUGAGGUGCAGAGAAUGUGAGGAGAUCAGUUGAUGGGGAACUCUGGAGAAGGAAGUUAAUCUUCAGAGUAGUAGUGUUGUUAAACUCAAAAAAGUGUGCUACCAAAAGACACGUUUUCCUGAUUGAUUCAUUAUUUUAUUCAGUGAUAAAAUGAAAAUCACUAUCUUUAUUAAAGGAUCCACUGAAUCAUCAUAUUAAUCCAACUGUAUUGCAUUCUCAAAGUAAUCCUCCCAAUUUGAUCUACUGUCUUUACAAUGUCUGAAAUCAGAUUUAGCAAUCUCAUUUGGGAUCAAGUUAUAACACUGAAUCAAGUGUUAGAUGAAGUAAUUCCAAUUCACGGAAGGGGGAAUUUCCCCACACUGGAGGUAAAACCAAAAUAUAUCAUUCAAGUUGUGAAAAAUCAAUUGAUAAAGCAAGGGAUUAUUGUUAAAGAUACCCGACUGAAUGGAUCCACAGCAAGUUAUAUACUUGCAAGCCACAAUGGAAUCAGCUAUAAGGAUCUAGAUGUUAUUUUUGGUGUUGAACUACCAAGCGAUCAGGAAUUUCAGGUUGUUAAAGAUGCAGUUCUUGGCUGUCUGCUUGACUUUUUACCAAAAGGUGUAAAAAAGGAAAAGAUCACCCUAAAGACAAUGAAAGAGGCUUAUGUGCAAAAGAUGGUCAAAGUCUGCAAUAAGCAUGAUCGCUGGAGUCUCAUUUCUCUUUCAAACAACACUGGAAAGAAUGUAGAGCUAAAAUUUGUGAAUUCGCUCAGACGACAAUUUGAAUUUAGUGUUGAUUCCUUUCAAAUUGUUUUGGAUCCCAUGUUAGAAUUCUACAGUGACAAAAAUGCCAAACUAACCAAAGAAUCCUAUCCUGUUGUGGUAGCUGAAAGCAUGUAUGGAGACUUCCAAGAAGCAAUGACACAUUUGCAAUACAAGCUUAUAUCUACUAGAAAACCUGAGGAGAUUAGAGGUGGUGGCCUUCUAAAGUAUAGCAACUUGCUGGUUCGUGACUUUAAGCCAGCUUGUGAAGCAGAAAUCAAGACACUGGAACGUUAUAUGUGUUCUAGAUUCUUCAUUGAUUUUCCUGAUGUAGCAGAACAGCAAAAGAAGAUUGAAUCGUACCUCCGUAACCAUUUCAUAGGUGAAGAAAAGAGCAAAUAUGACUACCUUAUGACCUUGCGUGGAGUUGUAAAUGAAAGCACUGUUUGUCUCAUGGGUCAUGAAAGAAGGCAAACACUCAAUAUGAUCACCCUUAUGGCUCUAAAAGUACUUGGAGAACAGAAUAUACUACCCAAUACAGAUAAUGUAACUUGUUUUUAUCAGCCUGCUCCAUACUUAGCUGCUGAGGGAGGGUAUCCUACUUAUUAUGUAACUUCUGGACCACCACCUAUUUUCUUUCAGCCAUACCACCCACUGCACUUUCAUGUGCCAAAUGGUAUGGUUUAAAAACAAACACACAUACAACAGAAACUUCGCUUAAAUUAAACACCUCAUAAAGCAAGUUUCUAAAAUCCAUAAAAUUUAAGAUCUAUUUUUAUUUUUGUGCAGUUACCAUUUUCCAUCAAUUAUAGCUUAAAGCAUUAUAGUAAAUAGAAUAUCAUCUAUGAACUGGCCACUUUAAAUUAUUUUCAAGUGUUAUUGAUUAGCUAUUAUAACUUUCAAAUGUUGUGGAUCACUUAAAAUGAUUUUCAAAUCUCACUAAGUCUUAAGUAAGACUUUCAAAUUUGCUCUGACAAAUACAUUACAGAUGCCUGCAUCUCUGAUUAAAAUAUAAUAGAACAGACACAUGUAUUAAGGUCCAAAGAUACAGUAAAUACAAGUGCCACCACUUUGGUGUUCAAUCAAUCCCUUUGUUUCAUUCACUUCAUUUUUUUCUAGUGAAUAUAUUACCAUCAGUGAAUUUUCAGUACUUAACAAAAAUACCUAAUUUCAAAGGCAACAGAUGCAGAAGAGAUAAAACUCUGGACUUUACAAGCACUUAAUUUGCUUUCCAAUUAAAUUGGGUUAGAUACAAAAUCUUACUAUGGUUUGAAGGAACAUUGAAAAAACUGGUUCUGAAGAACACUGGACAUUAGUAAUUUGUCAACUGUCGAAUAAGUUAGUUAUUUUUUUGAUCUGAAGAAUAAUACCAUCCAGCUGUAAAACCAAUACUGCAGUCAGUUUUAUAGGUUUCUUCAUUCUUCCCACUAAAUAAGUUGAAAAGAAUGGAAAUGACCAACUCUGAAUGCAAAAAUUUUCUGUCAUCUGUUAGAGGGUCUAAAUGGCAAAUAGCAAAAAACAAAAAGAAACAAACAAAAAAACAAAGAAAGGUAUACAUG